AUGAAUUUCAUAAAACAUCUAAAGAUAAGUUUAGUGAGACAUGAAAGUGUGUCAACAAAAAUGAAGAUUAAUAAAAUGGCAGAUAUUAUUUCAUGUCACGAUGAGACAUCCUAUGCUAGAGCUGCUGAAUGUCUCACAAAUGGACAAGUAAUAGCAGUUCCAACUGAUACAAUAUAUGGAUUAGCAUGUAGUGCAAACUGUCCUGAUGCAAUAAAGAAACUCUACACAAUUAAAGGCAGAGAUUCAGUUAAACCUGUGGCUAUUUGUGUAACAUAUGUACCAGAUGUGAGAAAAUGGGGUCAGGCAGAACAUUUAAGUGAUAAUCUACUCCACAGCCUACUACCCGGACCAGUCACUGUGGUUUUAGAAAAGACGAAACAUUUAAAUAAUCCAUAUCUUAAUCCACAUACAACUAAAAUUGGUAUACGGAUACCAAAUCACAACUUCAUGAAUAAAGUAACAAAGUUAUUUGAUAGGCCAGUGGCAUUGACAAGUGCUAAUUUCAGCAAUGAGCCGUCAACAUUGUCAGUUAAGGAAUUUGAACAUUUGUAUAGUAACUUGGGAGCGGUAUUCGAUGGUGGUGUGUUGAGUCAUGGUCUGGAGCAAAACAGAACAGGCUCCACUGUUAUAGAUCUGUCAAAAGUUGGCCAUUACAAUAUUAUACGCAGGGGAAUUUCUUAUGAUAGAAUCAUAAGGAUAUUACAUAGUCAUGGUCUAAAAAGUACUGAAUAAAUAUUGAAAAGAUUACAUUCUGCUUAUUGUAGCAUGGUAGAGUAAGUCAAUAUUUUGUUAGUAUUAUAGAUCAAAUGAGGAACAGCACACAUUAUUUUUUUUACCUUGUACAUUGUAUGUACAUGUUAUGACAGACUGUCUUGGUAUCCUACAUAAUAAUAGCUUUUUCCAUUCAAAGAUAUAAAAGUGAGGGUAGUUCUAGAAAAACACUGACAUAUAGAAUUAUUGACAUACAAUAGUUAGUUUUUAUUGAAACCAGUGACAAUAUUGUGAGAUUUUAGAGUCAAUAAUAAUAAUAAUAAAUUAUUUCUGAUGAUUAAGUUUUUUUGAAACUAUAAUUUUAGUUUUUUUUUGUCUACAGUUUCAGUGCUUUGUUAUUUCACUCUGUACUUAUACCAUGCUACAAAACACAAAAUAUCUCUAUUAUUCUGCUUUAUCACAUAACAAUCUUUGAUUAUAACAACAGGUAGAUAGAGAUGGUAUAAGUUAUUAAAUAAAUAAUACAUAAUGUAA
Galleria mellonella (greater wax moth) is the source of this 1245-nucleotide messenger RNA. It is a transcript of the gene Tcs1, whose product is annotated as threonylcarbamoyl-AMP synthase. Gene Ontology annotation, biological process: regulation of translational fidelity. NCBI's taxonomy places the organism in Eukaryota, Metazoa, Arthropoda, Insecta, Lepidoptera, Pyralidae. Gene Ontology annotation, molecular function: double-stranded RNA binding; tRNA binding; nucleotidyltransferase activity. The transcript has a single exon. The record is from RefSeq and is a predicted model, not a curated record. The coding region runs from base 1 to 732 and encodes 243 amino acids. Gene Ontology annotation, cellular component: cytoplasm.